UCGAAAAGCUGUUAGAUCAAUCUCUGCUGAAUUAAAAUGUGAAACACGAUGUAGCUGUUGUUACUAAUCAUGUGCAUAUUGUUUUCUUGGAUAUACUUUGGAACCUAUAUAUUCAUCAUUUUUUACUUAAUCGCCUAGGACGGCAAUGGGAAGCAGUAGUUAUAUUCUGAUGAGAUUCUGUGAUAUAUAAUCCCUGAUCUUGUAUGAAAUGAUCUGUGAGGGAGAGAAUCGGGUCCCGAUUUCUACCUUACGUAAUUCAACACUGCGUUCAGAUUGUGUUUCACAAAGCAGAUACCAAUAGAUGAAGAUUUCAUGGUGACCGGAGAGUUGGCCACAGGUUGUGGGUAUAUGGAAGACAGUUAUAGCGCUGCCUAAUUCAUACUCAAAUUCUACUGUUCUCAACUCAAAUCCAUAGUGGGACACUUAUAGUAACACAUACAGUGACAGCCACACUCCAAACAUAAAUAUAUGCGCACCGCACAUUUCCAUCUAUUUAAAUAAUCUGAUAUAUGUUACAUUAUUUAAGACAUGAGAGUAGACUUUCUAAUAUGAUAUAUUGACUAGCAACUUCUUUUUUCAUAAGAAAACAUGUUGCAACUUUUUUUAUUCUGUGACGAUUUGUCCUAGCGUUUUCAUCUGUUGGCAACUAUCUGAUCUGAUUACCAAUUCAGAGAGUAAGCAAUCACUUUGAUAAUGAACUAAUUAAUUGUUUGGUUAUCGAUUUAUUUGCUAAAAAUAGAAGUUACCAGAAAAACGAGAAAAUAUUUUUCACAUUUUAACGUUGAAUUCCUUUUUUCUUAAGUGUGAAACAUAUCUGAAAAAUGAUUCUUAUCCAUUUCUAUUACCUAAGUCUUAUGAUGAUGUUGAAGACUUAGCUGUUGAAAACUGGAGUGAUUUUCUUGAAAGUGAACCAUUUCGUGUAAAUGCUCAGUGUGUUCGUUCAAUUGGACCAUGGUCAGCGGGAACGAAAUCAGAGGAAUCAUCGAUUCAUAAUACUUAUAUACAAAUGAUUGAUGCUGCUAAACAUUUUAUAUAUAUUGAAAAUCAAUUCUUUAUUACUAUUGCUCAAGAUUCAGUAGUUCGAAAUCAAUUAGCUAAUGUUCUUUUUCGACGUAUAGAACGAGCACAUAACAAUGCUGAAAAAUUUCGUAUUUAUGUUGUUCUUCCUCUUCUACCUGGUUUUGAUAAUACGAAUGCUGUACGAGCUGUACUCUAUUUUAUUAUGUGUUCAAUUAC
Molecule: messenger RNA, 1236 nt
Organism: Rotaria sp. Silwood1
Lineage: Eukaryota; Metazoa; Rotifera; Eurotatoria; Philodinida; Philodinidae
Source: the annotation of a GenBank genome assembly